CUAAAUCACCAGGGAAACAAGCUAAGCCUCAAAUCCUUAUUCCAUGGAAGGGCAGAGCUCAUUUCCAGAGGAGUUUUGUGCCCUUUCUUUCCUUCCAUUGACAUUCCUUUCUUUUCUUUUUCAAGCUGGGUCCUGCUUUUAGCUCUAGAUUUUGAUAGAGACCAAUUGCACCUGAUUUUCAUGGGGAUGAAAUGUCUGCAAGUCAUCCUACAGCUAGUGUGGGAUCUUGGGGCAGAUCUGUGAGGCUGCGGGUUUUGGCUCUUCUAAACCCACAGUCUUGGGCUUUCCAUGUACAGGGCAUUCCAGGGCAGUGGGACAGGCUUCCAGUGACAGAAGAGAAUUUUCCAGCAUUUUUUUGGCAUUAGCUGUAGAGAACAUUCAGGGGCUCUGCAUACAUCUGCAAGCAAAGCUAGAGCAGCUGUUGUUGUGAUGUCACUGGAACCGUUGUCCUGGUGCACGGACCGUUGUCCUGGUGCAUGGAGUGUUGUCCUGGUGCACGGACCGUUGUCCUCAUGCACGGAGUGUUGUGCUGGUGCACAGACCGUUGUCCUCGUGCAUGGAGUGUUGUCCUGGUGCACAGACCGUUGUCCUCGUGCACGGGAGCCUCCGUGUGCACAGUGUGCUUGGCGUGCUCGUUGCAGGAGGGUGCUCCUCGUCGAGGCACUCACCUCCAGCAGGCUGCACGUGGACACCAGGGGUGUCCUUUUCUUCCUUGGCGUGCACAGGCUGCGGAAUUCUUGCCCAGCAUGGCUAAAGUGCUGCAGCGAGUCUGUGCCACCUUUCGCCAGGUUUUUCCUAUGGCCUAUGCUUUUUAUUGUGACCCAGACAAACCCUGGCUGCUGACCCAUCUAGCAAGUAAAUAUGUGUUUAAAAACAGAAGAGGCCGUCCUUCGAGGAAACCACCAUCAGCUGACCCUCCUCAGGCUCCUUCUGUUUCUUCCCUUUAUGAGGAUACAGAGGAGGAAGACAACAACGAAGCUCCACCUGUUGUUGCACCAGAGCCUGAACAGCCAAACUCUACCAAUACAUGCUCUGGAACAAAAUCUUCCACUGCCCUGGAAGCCGCUGCCCUGGAAGCUGCUGCACUGGAAGCCGCUGACAAAGACAACACUCCCACACCUGAGAUCUCCUACAUGAGCACUUCCAGCAGUUCCUGCAGCAGCACCAACGGGCAGCAAAAGACGGUAGAGGAUGACAGCCUCAAGAAACUGAGGAGUAUUGUGAGUGUGGGAGAUCCUAUGAAGAAGUACAUUGAAUGGGAAAAAAUUGCCAGUGGUGGCUUCGGAACGGUCUAUGCAGCGACCGACACUGCCACAGGAGGAGAGGUGGCCAUAAAGCAAGUGUGUCUCCAAAAACAGCUCAAAAAGGAACAAAUUGUCGAUGAGCUCAUUGUCAUGAGGGACAACAAGCAUCCAAAUAUUGUUAACUAUUUAGACAGCUACCUGUUUGGAGAUAAACUGUGGAUAGUGAUGGAAUACCUAGACGGAGGCUCCUUAAGCGCUGUUGUUAAGGAAGUAAGCAUGAGUGAAGGAAUGAUGGCAGCUGUCUCUCGAGAGUGCCUGCAAGCACUGGCCUUCCUCCAUUGCCACCAAGUGAUCCACAGGGAUCUCAAAGGCGAUAACAUUCUUCUUGGAAUGGAUGGAUCCGUCAAGUUGGCUGAUUUUGGUCUCGCUGCUCGCAUCACACCUGAGCAGAGCAAACGAAGCUCAGUCGUCGGCACGGCUCACUGGAUGGCCCCCGAAUAUCUAACUAAAGAAGAAUACGGACCCAAAGUGGAUAUUUGGGCACUGGGCAUCACAGUGAUAGAAAUGCUGGAAGGAGAACCUCCUUAUUUUUGGGAGCGUCCUCAAAGGGUAAGGUGCAAAUACUACCAGAUAAGCACUGUCUUUCUCAUCUGUCCCAUGUUUUGCCUCCAUUGAGAAAAAAUACCAUUCCCACCAGAUUGAACAAGUUCAACCAAGGCCAAGGCAACAAAAAAAAGGCCCCAGAGCACAUCCACAUCCUCUAUAGCUUUAGUUGCGUCACUCUUGAAAAUAACCUGUAAAGCCUGUAAAGUCCAUCCUCAGAGAAGCAAAAGGUGCUUUUGCUGAUGGAGUUCCUCCUAACUUGGUCAGCCAAUGAAAUCAGCUGUCAAGGCAAGAUCAUUUGGAUGUUGGAAGACCUGUGGCUGCACUGGGGCCUUUUUCUUGGUGUCAAAAAAUCAUUUUGAACCCUCUGCCCAGGAAGAAACUGCCACUGGAAGAUGGAGCAUCAAAAAUGGGGUCUGUGGGAGCAGUUAGGGAGAUGAAAGAAAGAGGUAAAGUCCCAUGUUUCCUUUUCCUCCAGGCCCUGCAGCUCAUCAUUUCAAAGGGGAUACCGGAGCUGCAA
This is a messenger RNA of Pseudopipra pipra, 2367 nucleotides long. RefSeq names its product serine/threonine-protein kinase PAK 3-like. Gene Ontology annotation, biological process: intracellular signal transduction; protein phosphorylation; regulation of axonogenesis. Gene Ontology annotation, cellular component: cytoplasm. Gene Ontology annotation, molecular function: protein serine/threonine kinase activity; ATP binding. The transcript has 10 exons. NCBI's taxonomy places the organism in Eukaryota, Metazoa, Chordata, Aves, Passeriformes, Pipridae. The coding region runs from base 477 to 1919 and encodes 480 amino acids. The record is from RefSeq and is a predicted model, not a curated record.